Molecule: messenger RNA, 1142 nt
Organism: Laetiporus sulphureus 93-53
Lineage: Eukaryota; Fungi; Basidiomycota; Agaricomycetes; Polyporales; Laetiporaceae
Product: cytochrome P450
Exons: 10
Molecular function (GO): oxidoreductase activity, acting on paired donors, with incorporation or reduction of molecular oxygen; iron ion binding; monooxygenase activity
Source: RefSeq, a predicted model, not a curated record
AUCUUUAAUUCGGCGCGCGCUGCGCGGGAUCUGCUAGAAAAGCGCGGCGCAACGUAUUCGGACAGGCCGCGCUUUGUGCUGUUCAAUGAAUUAAUUGAGAGCUUCAAACCCAACAUGGCUCUGCUGUCCUAUGGCGAUGAAUGGCGGAAACAUCGGAAGUGGUUCCAGAUGGCGCUUUCCAGCAGAGUCUCCCUCGACAGUUAUUGUCCAAUGCAGCGGUACGCAGCCGGAGUGUUCAUGGAAAUCAGCUACGGCCACACCGUCACCUCAGUGGAUGACAAGUUCAUCCGCAUGGCAGAUGAAGCUGGGGCUGAGAUCCUCGAAAAUUGGCGUCAAGUAUAUGCCAACAUGGUUACCGGGCCGGGGAGCUUCAAGCGCAGAGCACUCGAGCUCGGGCAGUUCACGAGGGAUACGAUGAGCCUACCUUACGAGAAUGUCAAGGCUGAGAUGGCGUCCGGAUCGGCCAGACCCUCGUAUACUGCUACUCUCCUGACAUCAUUUGUUCUUGCCAUGGUGCUUUACCCCGAGGUGUACCGAAAGGCUCAGACAGAGAUGGACGCGGUGGUAAGGCAAUCAAGGCUUCCGAACCCGGAUGACAGACCUAUGUUGCCAUAUCUGGAAUGCGUUCUGAAGGAGGUGCUUCGAUGGUGCUGUCCCGCACCGCUUGGUGAGGCCAUGAUGCAAGAUGCAGACGUGUAUUCAGACCCAGAAGCCUUCAAUCCUGAUAGUUUCCGCGACAUUACCGAUGACACAGGAGACGCACUCGAUCCGCAUACAAUUGUUUUCGGGUUCGGAAGAAGAAUCUGUCCUGGCUGUUUGCUGGCAGACUCAAAUGCGUGGCUGGUGGCAGCAAAUCUUGUGGCAACCAUGGAUAUACGACGAGAAUGUGAUUCAUCAGGACAAAAAAUCAUUCCAGUACCAGUGUUUACCUCGGGGACUGUUAGACACCCUCACCCAUUCCCUUGCAAGAUCCAUCCGCACUCGAAUAAAGCAGUGCAUAUUAUCGGAGAGUCAAACGAUGAAGUGGAAGCUUGACAAUAUCAUGUUUCAAUGUGUUUCACUAUCGAGUGAUCCCAUGCCUGACGUAGUAGCGUCCAUAAAAUUCUGACGCUAUAUACCAAUGCUGUUGCGCUUGACCUGCU